Messenger RNA from Meloidogyne enterolobii, 405 nucleotides. The record is from the annotation of a GenBank genome assembly. NCBI's taxonomy places the organism in Eukaryota, Metazoa, Nematoda, Chromadorea, Rhabditida, Meloidogynidae.
AUGUAUAGUGAAGAACCUUGUAGUUCUGUUUGUGAAAUGCCGGGGUGUACUUGUACUGAUAAUUUUGUUCGGUUAUCGGUUGGAGGUCCUUGUAUUGAAUGGACAGAAUGCCCAAAUUUAAAAGAACGAAAUGAACCAAAAAAUGCCUCGGUUUCAGCAACUGUUAAAACCCCUCAAAUUGGAAGACUUCAAUGCGGGGCUAAUGAAACUAUAAACGAAUGUGGAGCUGUAUGUGAAGCAGAUUGUUUAUCAAUUUUUGAACGUGAAGAGUGCCAUAAUUGUGGAAAGCCAUCCUGUGCCUGUAGACAAGGAUAUGCUCGAUCUGGAGGAAAGUGUAUUUAUUGGGGCGACUGUCCUGCUGGUAAAUUGACAGAAAAAAAUUUUUUAAUAAGGAAAUUUGGGUGA